UGAUUGGGCGUCAUGGAGUCACGCGGUGUUCAAUCGCUCUGCCCUACCUCGAGCAGUCGCUGAACGCGAUCUUGUCUGCCAGCUUUAGCAGCGGUUCUAUCUGGAUCCUCCGUACACAACCUACGACAAUUACUGAUAAUUACUGAAGACCUUUUCUUCUUUUGGAAGACCGUUCUCACCAUGGGCGACAAGAAGAGCCCUACCAGGCCGAAAAGACAAGCUAAACCAAGUGCUGACGACGGAUAUUGGGACUGUAGCGUCUGCACCUUCAAGAACAGUGCAGAGGCUUUUAAAUGCAGCAUCUGCGAUGUGAGGAAGGGCACAUCGACAAGGAAACCCAGGAUCAACUCCCAGCUGGUGGCCCAGCAGGUGGCUCAGCAGUACGCCACGCCUCCCCCACCCAAGAAGGAGAGGAAGGAGAGGCCUGAGAGGGAGCACGACCCAGACGGGGAGCUGGUGGAUGUGGAGGGGGAGCACCAUGAGGCAGUGCGUCCGGAGAGAGUGAGGCCAGAUGAAGGAGAAUCUCCCCUGGAUAACGGCAGGAAGGAGACACCGGACAAUGACAAAGCAGAGAAAGUUAAAGAGGUAAAAGUGGAGGAGGAGGAGAAAGUGGAGGAGGAGAAAGUGAAAGAGGAUGAGAAAGAGGAGAUAGAGAUCAGCCCAACCAGGCCCAUCACCAAGAGACCCAGCCUCAAGGAGAUCAGCCCAACCAGGCCCAUCACCAAGAGACCCAGCCUCAAGGAGAUCAGCCCAACCAGGCCCAUCACCAAGAGACCCAGCCUCAAGGAGAUCAGCCCAACCAGGCCCAUCACCAAGAGACCCAGCCUCAAGGAGAUCAGCCCAACCAGGCCCAUCACCAAGAAACCCAGCCUCAAGGAGAUCAGCCCAACAAGGCCCAUCACCAAGAAACCCAGCCUCAAGGAGAUCAGCCCAACCAGACCCAUCACCAAGAAACACAGCCUCAAGGAGAUCAACCCAACCACGCCCAUCACCAAGAAAAACAGCCUCAAAGAGAUCAACCCAACUAGCCCCAUCACCAAGAAACCCAAUAACAAAGAGAUCAGCCUAGCCAGGCCCAUCAUCAAGAAACCCAACAUCAAAGAGAUCAGCCUAGCCAGGCCCAUCACCAAGAAAUCCAGCAUCAAAAAGAUCAGACCCAAGACAGACAUUCACCAGAGUCCACCUAGUGAUAAACACAGUGUACAAUCUGGGAAGUCAACAACCAAGACCAACAACUCUCACAUCUCCAGGCCCAAACUGAAGAAUAUUGACCGGAGCACCGCCCAGCAGCUAGCGAUAACGGUGGGGAACGUGACGGUCAUCAUAACAGACUUUAAGGAGAAGACCCGCUCCUCCUCCACAUCCUCGUCCACCGUGACAUCCAGCGCAGGCUCUGAGCAGCAGCAUCAGAGCUCCGGCUCCGAGAGCAUGGACAAGAGCUCGACUCGCACCUCCACUCCCAAAGGAGAGCUCUCUGUGGGGCAAGAUGAGUCCUUCUGAGCCCUCCAGUCCAGGUGCUCUGAGAGGACUCUGUGGAUGGGAUCCCUUAGGGGGAGAUAUUUCACCUUCCUACUGCUGCCCUACCCCCUGCAUCCAUCUCCAUUCCAUCACCAUCCCUGGAUGCUGAGAGAGCUCGCUGAUUGGAGCGGCCCCAGCGUGUGCCUGAUGGUUAACGUCUAACCAUGGGUACACGUUGUGCAUGGCCCAUGCGGGAGAGUGGGGCUGACAGGAAUAAUGUAUUGUUUUAUAUUUGUAUGUGGAUAUGUGGCUGAUUCAACAUUUUUGUUUUUGUAUAAAGAAAUUAUCUGCACAAUAACCACCAUUUUAACAACUCUGAAAUAUUAUUACCCUUAUUUAUUACUUGUUUCACCUGUAUACUUUUAGACUUUUUUUGUUGAGGCUUUGCUUUGUAGUGCUACCUAUCGCUCCCUUUGACACUAGUUUUGAUGGUUGUACUGGUAGGAUAGGACAAGGCUUGAUACACCCACACAAUGGUGCUAGAUAGAGACAGACUGUGAAACAGUUUCCAACGUGGGAUGGUCGUUCACACAAUACAACAAAGUGCUAAUAACCCAGAAAUGUUCUCUUUCUCUCGUCCACUCUUUCUCACACUAUCACUCUCCUACAGUGAGAGUGUGGACCUCUGUAGUCUGGUCUUUCAGGUUGAUAUGUAGAGGUCAAUGUGCAGCAUAAAAAGGUAACCUGUUUGAUUUGAAAAUCCUACGAUGUAAACUCAACACACCAAACGUUUUCUUCUAGCUUUCUUUGUCUAUGAUUUAGUUUGAUAUAGAAUUGAUCGCCUGUCUAACUGUAUGGUGUAGGCGAUAGUGAAAAACACUAAAGUUGUUGAUGUUUUUUGCAUUCCGUCGCUUCAAUAUUGGUUAGCCAUUUGAGGGAUGGAGCGGGACCUUCUGCUUUGAGACAGGUUUAUUUCUGUAAUGACUGAAGGAAAGUUUAGAUCCACCUGUUAAGACCAGAGUUUGAACUGUAAUAUAGUGAUUCCCUGUACCGUUUAUAAUAUCCAGCUGACGCUAAGGGACUUCAGCUUGUAAUAAGUCCUAGCUAAUGUUUAGCCUACUAAUCUUCUUUUCAAAUUCUGUUUACAAAGUUGUCAUUUUCCAGUCCGUUUUGUGCAAAUGCCUGGACAGAUUGAGAAUUGAUUUGAGUGACUUAUUCUGAUAAGAUAUAUUUAAGACUCCCAAUAUGUAGGCAAAUGAAGGCAGAAACAUUGCAAGUAGAUGAUAUAAUAGAAUAUUGCAUUUUGUUUUGAAUUUUCAAAGCAGUUACAGCUUACCUAAAUAACCAAUUAAAUGGUUCUAAUUCUCCUUUAGACAAAUAUAGACAAACACAAUUUCCUCUUAACUGUAAUAAAUUGUAUAAAGAAUAAAUGUGUAUAUGAUAUCUUAGUUUUAUUUAUUGAAGGACCAAAGGAAUUUCAUAAUGACAUGAUACAUAGACAAAUGAAUAACAAUUUGAGAUGCAAUUAUAAAAUGUGUGAAAUGAAAUACAUUUUAAAUAAAGACUAAUAUAAUCCAUUUUAACGGUGUAAUUAUUUUCCACUUUUUUAACAACUCAACUUUGACAUAAACCUGAGGAUCAGCAAAACUUGACAUGUUUUCUGAGCUGUAUUUGAACACCUAACCAUUAUUUCAAUCACAAGUGUCUACUCGGAGAACACAAGUUAGUUGCUCUGCUCAGUGAACACUAGACUAGAGGCAAUGAGAACCAGUCAUUAAGCAAUGAGCUGUAUUGAACUCGGCAGUGUUUCCAGAAGUUCUUGGAGCCAUGGAAAACCCUGUUAUCUGAGCCUCUGCUCUGCUCCACUCUCCUCCGUAUAGUAUCUGCCCCUGCAGAGAACCAAUUGGCCUGAGCAGGCUAGUUUAAUCUCUCCCUACAGACCUCUAAAGCAGGUCAGGCAAGUUGGGCAUGCCCUUCUAAUUUACUAUGACCAUGAGUCUAUAGGGCAAGUGUUGAGGUAAAGGCCUUACUGUCUAUUUUCAGUUGUAGAGAGUAUAAUCAUAUUUGUGUAGUGUGAAUAAGCAAUGUUUGUUGUCCAAUAAGCAUACGUUGUAACUUCAGACUCUUCCAUGAGUUUCAUUUUGCUGUUCAGCCGUAUGAUUAUAUGUCAUGUAUUUAAACUACAUUAUUUUGCAAAGAUAUGGAGUCUCUAGACUGAAUGAGGGAGGAUAUGCAAUGUGAACAGGAUUAUUGAGGUGUCUGGCUGAGAUAUAAAGAAAAUUAUGUUAUCAAUCAUUUUUAAUGAGCAUAUUAAAUCUUUGCUUUGUAAUGCAAUCUAGAAGAAAUUGGCCUAAAAAGCUAUCUUUCACAUGCCUUACCCGUAACCAUAUUCACUUGACUGACUUCUGUGACAUUAUAUAAUUGAUUAAUUGUAUGUUAAAUUAUUGAAAAAUGGGCAUUUUGUAAACUUUGCUUGUAUGUAUAAUUUUAAAUUGUGCAAGAGCCAUCGUGAGAAUAAUGGCAUUGAAGCUGAACAGUUUUCUUUGUUUCUUUUACGCGCAAGCAGUUAUGUUCUUGUGUGCGACCAGUAACCUUAAUUUACUGUGUAAAGAUGGUUACAUUUUUUAGCUUUGUUUGUCAGAGACCCAAAUAUAGAAUGCUUGUUUACUGACUACAUAACAUUAAUCUCGUGAAUUUCCAAUUUAAAUGUAUUAUACAAGCUCUUUUCAUUUUCCUCUAUUACAAUGUCUUGUACAAUGCUUUUAAAGUUUAUGCUCAGUAAAAGUAUGUAGGGUCAGUAUAUUUAUACAUGUUUUGCUUUCUGUUUCCUUUCUUACUACUAGCUGAUGUGUCAUUGGUCACCCUGUGAGAUGGUGCCAUUACUUCCAUAAUGUGGAAAUGUAUGGAGUGAAUUUCACAGGAUCACCGCUUCUUGUCUACUAGCUUAUACAAUGUUGAAUUCUACAUGUUACCUGGCAUGUGCACGACAUUAUGCUUAUUGGCUACCUUAUCAUUUCCUCUGCUUCAAAUAGAAAUGUCUAUUUAUGCAUUUUAAGUGUAGUUUUUCACAAAUAAAAUUGUUAAAGUUG
Messenger RNA from Oncorhynchus kisutch (coho salmon), 4547 nucleotides. Its product is annotated as RING1 and YY1-binding protein. Gene Ontology annotation, molecular function: transcription coregulator activity; DNA binding. The record is from RefSeq and is a predicted model, not a curated record. Lineage: Eukaryota; Metazoa; Chordata; Actinopteri; Salmoniformes; Salmonidae. Gene Ontology annotation, biological process: positive regulation of DNA-templated transcription. Gene Ontology annotation, cellular component: nucleus. The transcript has 5 exons. The coding region runs from base 181 to 1500 and encodes 439 amino acids.